GCGCGUCGCCGGCUGGGCCGCGCCGGUGGCCAGGAGGGAGAGACAAGGAGGAGGAGGAGGAGGAGGAGGUACCUCUGCAUUAGCCAGAUUGGAAGUAUGUAAAGAGACAUCCCUAUAUCUGGAUCAUCAGGUCGUGCUUCCAGAAGACUCAGGGAAGAUUACAUUUUCUUCUUGCCAUAAAAGUCGCAAUAGAAAAUCUGAAGGUUUUAACGGGCCAAUGAGUAUUCUCAUCAUUGAGGCAUUCUAUGGGGGCUCCCAUAAACAGCUGGUGGAUCUGCUCCAAGAAGAAUUAGAAGACUGUGUCCUUUAUACCCUUCCUGCAAAGAAAUGGCACUGGAGAGCACGGACAUCGGCUUUGUACUUCUCUCAGAACAUUCCCAUCAGUGAGCAUUACAGGAUCCUCUUUGCAAGCUCGGUGCUUAACCUGACCGAACUGGCUGCCCUUCGGCCUGACCUUGGGAAAUUGAAAAAGAUUCUGUACUUCCACGAGAACCAAUUGGUAUAUCCUGUCAAGAAAUGUCAGGAGAGGGAUUUCCAGUAUGGAUACAACCAAAUUCUUUCAUGCCUGGUGGCUGAUGUGGUGGUAUUCAACUCAAGUUUUAAUAUGGAGUCAUUUCUCACUUCUAUUGGAAAAUUUAUGAAGCUGAUUCCUGAUCACAGACCCAAAGAUCUGGGAAGCAUCAUCAGACCCAAGUGCCAAGUUAUUUACUUUCCCAUCAGGUUUCCUGAUGUGAGCAGAUUCAUGCCCAAGCACAAAACAACCCAUUUAAAGAAGAUGCUCAGCCUUAAAAGAAAUGGUGGUGCUGCUUUAUCCGUGGACCUUCCGUUUCAACCAGAGCAGAGAGAUUCCAGGAAUUUAUUGAAGGAUUUUAAUUCAGAGUACAGUGCACCCGCUGGCCUUGAUCCUGCACAGCAAGGCAAUCUGGGUAAUUCACUAAUGCAGGAGUCAGACUUGAAAAAGUCCAACUCAUCAGAUAAUUCAAGCUCUCAUCAUGGGGAAAAUAAACAAGAUCUGACUCUUAAUCCAUGUGACAUUUUGGAUGGAGUUGAUGAUCACCAAAGACCACUACACAUUGUCUGGCCUCACAGGUGGGAGCAUGAUAAAGAUCCAGAAAGUUUUUUUAAGGUAUUAAUGCAUCUUAAGGACUUAGGACUCAAUUUUCACGUCUCUGUCCUUGGAGAAACCUUCACAGACGUCCCAGAUGUAUUUUCAGAGGCCAAAAAGGCAUUGGGAUCUUCUGUCUUACACUGGGGCUACUUACCCAGCAAAGAUGACUAUUUCCAAGUACUGUGCAUGGCUGAUGUUGUCAUCUCAACAGCUAAGCAUGAAUUCUUUGGAGUGGCAAUGUUGGAAGCUGUGUACUGUGGUUGUUACCCACUUUGUCCCAAAGAUCUGGUUUAUCCCGAAAUAUUUCCAGCUGAAUAUCUGUAUUCUACACCUGAACAGCUUUCAAAAAGGCUCCAGAAUUUCUGCAAGAGACCAGAUAUUAUAAGAAAACAUCUCUAUAAGGGUGAAGUGGCUCCAUUUUCUUGGGCAGCCCUACAUGGUAAAUUCAGGUCUCUGUUAACAACAGAACCUAGGGAAGAUUUGUGACAGAUGGGGCUAAGUCACAAACUUGCAGCCUAAGGCAGAAUCUGAAGAACUUUCCAGAGUGUGCCCAUAUUUACCUGAUCAGAGAGAAAAGAAAAUCUGCAGAGGAAGCUGAGCCUGGCUGCUUGUCAUAGCUGACACAGAGCCAUCUGCCACAAACCUGUGGCGGCUUCAGAUCUCCAAUCCCUGCCACCACCCCAACUCAAAUUAAAUACAGAUUCCUAGAGACGUUAUGAUGGUUACACAUGUCCUCGGCAUCACAUGUAGGAGACUGUUCAAAAAAAAAUAUGUGGCCUGUUGUAUAACCGCACUCAUGUAUCCCAUAUGUGGUGCCACAUUGAAUUUCCGGUUGAAUCCGUUUUUAUCCUUUGUACUGGAUGACAUGGUGCCUGAAUUCUUUCUUUUCGCCGACACGAUGGCAGCCAAACUGCAGCUUCAAACGCUCACACUUGGCUGGGUUUCUACCUAGGUUGCCAGGUUAUCAUCGGAACCUUCUUGUGUCCUCAGAGGGCCACGGGGCCUGAAAGGAGGACCGGAAUGCUCCCGGACUAAUUGGGCAGUCAUCUCGGAAUUGUUUGUGGGCAAAGGGCUGCUUUAGCACUUUUCUUUUUGCAAAUUAAUGACUCUCAGGCACAGGGGUUUUUAAGUGAAGGUAUUAAUAAGAGGUCUGGCAGGUAUUCCCAUGAUUCACAGAGUUACAUUUGCAUUUAAUUAAUCUUAAAGAAAGUUGCAAGAUAAACAGCUGUAAUUCGGACAAACAUGGCAAAUACAGUCAGUGGGGCCAUCUAGCCCAUAAAGUGAACACCGAGAUACUUGUCUGAAUUUCUUUCCAGGGGUAAAAAUACUUCUAAAAAACCAGUGGUUUUGAUAUAAAUAUUCCUUGAAAAUAUUUGCAUCCAACUACAAAUAUAAUCUUUUCAAGAUAGAUCACUUAUGAUUCCAAUAGUCAAGCUCCUGUAUUUGUUGAUGUAAGGAUGUUUUGAACAGCUAGAUUGUAAAAUAAAUUUUUAAUAAAGUGCCCACUGCAACUUUUAAUUAGCAUAUUCAUUUACGUAUAAGUGUGUACAUCUAUCUGUAUGUUUCUCACUGAACAUUUUCCUUGUGACAGAGACAGGAAUACAAUUGUUUCUUUUCCGGAUGAACAAGGAUCUGUUUUGCAAAUGUUUGUAAGAUAUUAUGACAUUUCCAAGAUUUUCUUUGCAUUCUGGAAAGCAGGAGGUAAACAUUUGUAGUCAUUAAGGUAAAGUCUGUUGAUAAACCAUCUUCUGUUUACUGACAGGUAAAUUGUAACUUUCCUAGCUUUUGAAAUGAAUAAGUUCUAUACACCACAGAGUGAGGCGCAGCCGGGGAAAGGUGGCUAGACGAGGGCCAGGCCUGGCUCUCUGGCUUCCAGAAGGAUUGAACGGCCUCGCAGGCAUCCAAGAUAGAGCUGACAAUGGUUCAGAAGUCCAGCAGGGCCCAUUUGACAGGUAGCAAAAUUGAAGCAGGAAAUAAAUCAAGCUUAGGGAGCCAGGCACAGCCCUGGGGUAGAGGCAGUAUCGCAGAUCAAAGAAGAAGGCAGGAGUUCAGAGUGUGUGAGGCCUGGGAAUUCAAAAUCAGGAAGAGUAAGAAGCGGCAACAACAAGCUCUGUCUUUGAACAGAGACUCCUCUCUAAUCUGCAUGAGAGCCAUAGUCUGUGAUGGGCCACCAUACUUUCAGGCCUCACUUACAGAGAAGUCGCUGAGCAAAUUACCUCCUCACCCAUGAAACAAAGGGCUUGGGAACUAUUUUGGAAAUGUAAGACUGGAGCUCAGAAUCUAGCAGGUGUGCUCCUUUUGAGAGUAAAACUGAAGAUAUAAAUAUGAGUGACAAGUUCUUAGACACUUCUCCUGGGCAAGGUGAUACUUUUUAUUCCCUCUAGUGAGAUGAACCAGAUGAGUCAAUAUACUUCAGUCAGAAAGGUGCUGUGUCACAGAUGACAUCCUCUCAAAAUAAGAUUACAAUCUCACAGCCAAGAAACAGAGCUUUAGUUUGCUCUGUUUUUCUAGCCCAAAAAUAAUGGAUUCAUCUUUUAUAGUGGCUAAGAUGUUAUAUGCACAACCACUAUCCAUAUACGUUUUCUCACUAAUCAUGGGUAAAAAAAAAGCAUUAAAUACCCUUCAGAGAACACUUCUGAAACAUUUCCAUAUUUUCCUGAUUUUGGUGAAUAUAAUAUUGAAAGUUACCUGCAUAUGGGUUUUUUUUCCUACACCCAUAAACUCAAAUCAAAUUUUAUCUUUAGCUGUGGCCAGCAUUUCUUCCAGGAUAAAAACUUACACUUAGAAAGGUAUCACUCCUGAAACUGUGCUGUCAGAGUUGGUAUUAGUACACGUAAGCAAAAAAAGAGUUUUUGUAAAUGUGUAAUUCUUAACAUUAAAAAAGAUGUAUUAAUAACUGUGUGUGUGCACGUGCACACAUUUCUCAAUACCUGUGACAUGGUGGAAUGGUGUGUUUUUAAGUAAGUUAACCAGUAUUUUGUUGAAGUCAGCAGAUCAGUGAGAAUACAAGUUGACUCAUUAAUUCCUGUUUCCCUUAUUUUCAGGAAAGAGAUCAAACGCCCCCAUUAUUUCUUGGUUUGAGUAUGUUUGUUGGAAAAUGUCUUUUUUCAAACACUCAAUUCUAUUUUUAAAAAAAAUAAUAUCAAUGUUAAUUUUAAAUAUCUUUAAAAGUCUGCCUGUUGUCAAGACCUUGAUACAAUGUCUAAGAUGCUUGCCCUAAAACUUAUUCUGUGUUUCUGGCAAGGUGUUUCUAUAAUAAAUAACAAUGUACCUGGUUCUUAACCUACUCAUUUAUACCACGGUGAUCAGGAAUAGGUCAAAAGACCUUUUGCAAAAUGCUUCUGGUUUAAUAAAAAUCCUUCAAAUAAAAAUCCUUCAAAGUUCA
Messenger RNA from Microcebus murinus (gray mouse lemur), 4493 nucleotides. It is a transcript of the gene QTMAN, whose product is annotated as queuosine-tRNA mannosyltransferase. Gene Ontology annotation, molecular function: glycosyltransferase activity. The record is from RefSeq and is a predicted model, not a curated record. Lineage: Eukaryota; Metazoa; Chordata; Mammalia; Primates; Cheirogaleidae.